AUGUCCAGACAAGGUGGAAAACUCAAGCCUCUCAAGGCGCCCAAGAAGGACAAGAAGGAGAUAGACGAGGAAGACCAGGCCUUCAAGGAGAAGCAAAAGGCGGACGCCGCCGCGCUCAAGGCCGCACAGAUGAAAGGCAAGCACAUGCUGCCCUCUUUUCCCGCCCCCCGCCCCCGCUGA
Heterobasidion irregulare TC 32-1 is the source of this 180-nucleotide messenger RNA. RefSeq lists its product as uncharacterized. Lineage: Eukaryota; Fungi; Basidiomycota; Agaricomycetes; Russulales; Bondarzewiaceae. The transcript is spliced from 2 exons. The coding region runs from base 1 to 180 and encodes 59 amino acids. The record is from RefSeq and is a predicted model, not a curated record.